CGUCAAGGAGCUUGGCCGAACUAGCAAAAAAUCCGAAGUAAAACAGUAGAGAUGUAUUGUCGAUGUGACUCUUUUUAUUGCUCUUUUUUUAAUCAAAUGAAACAAUAAAUUUCAAUUCUAAUGUGUAAAUAUAGUCAAAUUUGUUCAUCUCAUUAGUUAAUUUUACUAAUUAUUAUCAACUUUUCUUUUUUACCUAAACAAAGUUUAAGGCUAAAGUUGCCAGUUGCGUGUUGGCAGUCAAUAACAAGAGAUUAAAAGACUUUACGUUCAAAGCCAUGGAUUUACUAUUUUGUGUUGAUACGGAAUUACAAUCAAGUCCAAAUUGAAAUGACAAACUAUUGGAAUAUCAAGUGGUGUUUAUUAAUUCCUCUAAUUUUUGUAAUUGUGUUAAUAUGUGAAUCUAUCUCCUUUCAAUUGUCAUCUUCAUCUGUAUCUAACCCAUCAUCAUCAUUACUUUCUUCGGCAUCUCGCUUGUCAUCAUCUUCUUCUAUUUUUUCCACCUCACAUGAUGCUUCUUCUGUCAAGAAGGGCAAAAUUUGUAUCGGUACAAAUGGACGAAUGUCCGUUCCCUCUAACCGUGAACACCAUUACCAGAAUCUUAGGGAUAGAUACACCAAUUGUACGUAUGUUGACGGCAACCUAGAAUUAACAUGGCUUGAGGAUCUAGACCUGGACCUAAGCUUUCUCAAAGAUAUCCGUGAGGUAACAGGCUACGUGUUGAUCAGUCAGGUUCAUGUGAGACGUGUUGCCUUACCCAAUUUACAAAUCAUCCGAGGAAGAACACAUUUCAAGCUGAAUAUCCGUAGUGAAAAGUUUUCUCUUUUGGUAACUUUGUCUAAAAUGGAAAACUUGGAGUUACCAGCUUUACGAGAUAUUCUUGCUGGUGAUGUUGGUUUCUUUGAUAACUACAACCUUUGCCAUAUUAAAACAAUCAAUUGGGAAGAAAUUUUAACCGGACCCAAAGCGAAUACUGUAUAUUCAUAUAAUUUCACUCAUCCUGAACGUGUUUGUCCACCUUGCCAUUCUAUGUGUUCUGGAGGUUGUUGGGGUGAAGGUAUAGAGAAUUGUCAAAAAUUUAGUAAAAUAAAUUGUUCACCACAGUGCCAUUCUGGCAGAUGUUUCGGACCAGCUCCACGAGAAUGUUGUCACCUAUUCUGUGCUGGUGGUUGCACCGGUCCAACGCAAAGUGAUUGCCUUGCUUGCCGCAAUUUUUAUGAUGAUGGUGUUUGUAAACAAGAAUGCCCCCUCAUGAUGAGAUAUAAUCCAUCACUUUACAUCUGGGAACCAAACCCGGAAGGUAAAUAUGCUUAUGGAGCUACCUGUGUUAAAGAUUGUCCAGAACACUUGCUCAAAGACAAUGGAGCUUGUGUCCGGUCUUGUCCACCAAACAAAAAAAGCCAAGCAGGUGAAUGUGUCCCCUGUGAUGGACCCUGUCCUAAAGCCUGUGAAGGAGUUGAUAUCAUUCAUGCCAGUAACAUUGAAAAGUUCCGUGGUUGCACUGUUAUUGAAGGAUCUCUAACUAUUCUGGAAACAUCAUUCAAAGGAUACCAGGAAUUUUUUACUAAUCUUACCUUUGGGAAAAACAUACCUCCCCUGCAUCCCGAUAAACUUCAUAUCUUCAAUACUUUGAAAGAAGUUACAGGAUACAUAAACAUUCAAGCAUCUCACCCAGCAUUCACCAACCUAUCUUAUUUCAAAAAUUUGGAAAUUAUUGGUGGAAGACAAAAUACUGAAAUGUUUGCUGCCCUUUAUAUUGUCAAAACAUCAUUGGUUUCCCUGAAUCUUAGAUCACUGAAGAAAAUUCGUUCCGGUUCUGUUGCCAUUUUGGAAAACAAAGAACUCUGUUUUGCUAAUAGUAUUGAUUGGAAGAAAAUUUUACUUCAGAGUAAACAGUCAGUAUUUCUUGAAGGAAACGGAAACGAGUUGAAUUGCGCUGAUAAAAAAUUGGUUUGUGACCCGCAGUGUGGUCCCGAUGGUUGCUGGGGUCGAGGUCCAGAUGAAUGUUUAUCAUGUCGCUCAUAUCGUUUAACAGAUACCUGUAUAAAUGGAUGUAACUCAUCACUUGGAUUUUAUGAUGCUGGUAAUCAUAUCUGUAAGCAUUGUCAUGAGGAAUGUCUGGGUGAAUGUUAUGGUCCAGGAGCCAACAAUUGUUCCAAGUGUCGAAAUGUCAGAGAUGGACCUUACUGUGUAAAUAAAUGUCCAAUCUCUAAGUACAAUGAUUCAGGUGAAUGUAAACCGUGUCAUGAAAAUUGUAUUUCUGGUUGUACUGGGCCUGAAAAUCGUCCAGGACUUGGAGGAUGUAACUCCUGUGAACGAGCCAUCGUUUCUAUUGACAAUCCAGAUGUUGUUGAGAAAUGUCUUAAAGCUGACGAACCUUGUCCUGAUGGAUUUUACCAUGAAUACAUUGGAACCAGAGAAGAUGGCGGCUUGAAAUCAUUGUCUGGUAAAUCUGUUUGUCGUAAAUGUCACCAAAGAUGUAGAAACUGUACUGCUUAUGGUAUUCAUAAAUCAGUUUGCGAAUGUUUACAAUAUUCUUCGGCUGAGCAAUGUGAAGAUACUUGUCCACGAGAUCACUGGGCUGAUACAGCUAAUCAUGUGUGCUACAAGUGUGCCGAUGAAUGCCAAGGCUGUCACGGACCAACCAAUGGAGAUUGUUUAUCUUGUCGUAACUAUCGUGUCUACUGGGGUGAUGAUCAGAAGCGUUUCAAUUGUACUGCUACUUGUCCUGCUGAUAAGCCAUAUAAAGUUGUCGCCGUAAAUGUUGCCGAAGAUCCUUAUUGUUCUGAAGAAGAAGCUAAACCGUUCAUUCCUCCACCUAAAGAUUCCAACACAGCAAUGAUAGUUGGUGUUAUAGCAAUCACAGUUUUAUGUCUUGGAUUUUUCCUUGCCUUUUUCAGCUACCAGGGUCUUCAAAAAGCACGAACAAAGGAAAAGACUAUGCAACUCACGAUGCGAAUGUCCGGGUUCGAAGAUAAUGAGCCUCUUAAAUUGACUAAUGUUAGACCAAACUUGGCUAAACUCCGCAUUGUAAAAGAGGCAGAGCUUCGUAAAGGAGGUGUACUUGGCUGUGGUGCUUUUGGUAUGGUUCACAAAGGAGUUUGGGUCCCUGAAGGGGAAAAUGUAAAAAUUCCCGUUGCAAUCAAAAUUUUGAAAGAAGGCACUGCUCCAGAUACAAACAAAGAGUUUCUUGAAGAGGCUUACAUCAUGGCAUCAGUCGAUCAUCCUAAUUUACUUAAGCUUUUAGCUGUUUGUAUGACUUCACAACUCAUGUUGGUUACCCAACUUAUGCCUUUAGGAUGUCUUUUAGAUUAUGUGAAAACACACAAAGAUAAAAUUGGCUCAAAACCUUUAUUAAAUUGGUGCACUCAAAUUGCUAGAGGAAUGGCUUAUCUUGAGGAUAAACGAAUGGUUCACCGUGAUUUGGCUUUGAGAAACGUUCUUCUUCAAACUCCAGGAUGUGUAAAAAUUACAGAUUUUGGUUUAGCAAAACUAUUAGAUAUUAAUGAAGACGAAUAUAUCGCUGAAGGAGGCAAAAUGCCUAUUAAAUGGUUAGCUCUUGAAUGUAUCCACCAUCGAAUAUUUACUCAUAAAAGUGAUGUUUGGGCUUUUGGUAUUACUGUUUGGGAACUUUUAACAUAUGGCGGACGUCCAUAUGAAGGUGUAAAUGCUCGUGAAGUUCCAUCCCUUUUAGAUAAAGGUGAGCGACUUCCACAGCCCGCAAUUUGUACAAUAGAUGUUUACAUGAUCAUGAUUAAGUGUUGGAUGCUGGAUGCAGAGUCUCGUCCAUCCUUUAGAGACUUGGCUAUGGUGUUUGCCAAAAUGGCUGGUGAUCCUGGAAGAUAUCUCGUCAUUCCAGGAGACAAGUUUAUGAGACUUCCAAGCUACACUCAACAAGAUGAGAAAGAACUGAUAAUAAAUUUGUCCAAAGCAAUCGAAGGACCUGAAGUUAUAAUGGAUGCUGAAGAAUACUUGCAACCAAGUCGAUCAGAACACGAGGGUAACAGUGAGACACCUCCACCACCUACACCUAUUAAGAAAUUCAUGGAAGAUCGAGGGUUUGAAGGGGAUCCUCUUGGGAUGAUGAUGCCUUCCGCCCAGUCAGUUGUGGGCAAUCAUCACUCAAUAUAUUCAAAUAAUUACCCACAUCAUCAUCAUGCUCAUACUGGGUCCAUUGGUGGUGUGACAAAUAUAACAACUGCCAGCUUCUUAGAUGACACUGUUGAUUCAUGUAAAACACGAGCAAGCUCAAUUAUGUUUAACGGUGGAACUCUUCGAAGUAACGCUGAAUUAAGAAGCAAAUAUGCUGGUCUUGAUUGUGGCAAUAGUGGCCUGGAAAAUGGAAAUGGUUCAACUUUAUAUCCCUUAACUUCAACUAUGCAUCGCAGGGACAGCAGCCUUAUAUCUAGUCGAUUCUCAGCAGAACCUGUAAAAAUGCAUUCCAAAGAAUUUGAAAGUAUUGAUAACUUUAUGGCUGAUGGAAGCAACUUCUCUAAAGGUUGUGAUAUUCCAAUGAGCCUUCCAGUUGACGAAGAAGAUUAUUUAAUGCCUUCACCAGGUCUUCGCAACUCUCAAAAUUAUGUAGACUUAAUAGGUGAUGCUAAACUUUCAGAAAUGGGAACACUUAAAGCCAAAGAUCUCGAACAGUUUUGUAAUGUACCUGAUUUUGUACCAGUUGAUGGUCAUGGAAGAUUCGGGGUCGAUAAUCUAGAAUAUUACCGAAUGAGUUUCGAAGUACCGAAUGACUAUAUUAACACUAGGCCAUGUUACAUAGGUAACAAUUGUCUACCAGGAGUGCCACUCAACUCAAAUAGCAAUGGACCUUCUAAUGGUCAAGCCAUAAUAGGACCACCACCACCCACUCCAACAACAAUAAGCGGUGGAACAAUAUGCGGUGGUAUUGUGCCUAGUUCAGGUCCAGGAAGGCCUAAUAGUUCACCAUCUAAUGGCCCAUGUCAAAUGGGACCACCACCAACACCUGGACCGCAAUCUUCUUUGACCGGUCCUCAAGUUAUUCACAUAGUCAGUCGUAAAUUACAUUCUAGUGACGAGGAAAAUUCGGACGAUCAUGAAUAUUAUAAUGACAAUUAUUAUGAUAGCUCAGCACGUGAAUUGCAACCUCUUAAUCAACGACGCAACGAAACAACUGUAUGAUUUUUAUAAAUGAAUAUUUGUAAAUAUUUUGACAAAAAUACUAAAUUCAGUACCAACAUUUCAUACGAAAAUUAACAUUUGGACAUUGAUUUGGUGGUUUUACAUGAAAUGCAUAGCUUAUUAGCAGCAAAUUACAGCCAAACCUGCCUGCGGUAACAGGUUCAUCAAUAACAAUUCAAACACAAGUGCUUCUAGUAAUAACAAUGACAAUCCAUCCUUUAAUACUAGCCACAGACGUAGCAACUCAACAAAUGAACGUUUCAAAAUCAUGUAGAUCUUCAUCAACCUUGGUUUCGUGUUCUUGUGAAUGCCUAAGUAUCAAGAAGAUCAAGAAGGAAACGCUUUUUCGCACUUCCAAGUGUAAAAUCUUAAAAUAAUGUGCCAUAUUUUUAUUACAACCCCUACUAAAUAAGGCUGUGUUAAUCAAAUCGCUAUGCAACAUGUUCACUUUUUACUUAACUUGGUUAUUUGGUUCACAAUUAGUGCAAUGCAAUUAUAGUCAUUGCAGAUUUUUGAUAUGACUAAUUUUUAUGAAAAUGGUUUAAAUGAUCAUAUUGAUCAUGUGUCAAUCAAAUUACUGAGUAACUAAAUUUUUGCCCAAUCUCGGUGCAACUGUAUAAAGAAAUUUUGUAUAAUUUUUUAUUCUUACCCUUGAUCCUCAAUACGUGUGUCUUGUAAAUCUUUUGAUUGUUGCGUGUCCAAAGUCAUCAUCAUGCACCUCUCCAACAACUGCAUCAUAAAAAGCAUCAACAUAAUCAAUGAAUCACAUUUGGUCCACAUUUUAAUUGUUAAAGACAACAAUAAUGACAACUCAACCCUUAUCAAGAUGGAAAAGGCCGAAAGACGGAGAAAUAUGUUAUUAAGUCUUCUUGAUUUUUGUUGUUCAACUUUUAUGGUUAUCAUUUACUUCAACCAACUUGCAUCAAUCAUCAUUAUUAUCUACAUUAUUACAGCCAUCAUCGUCAUUUUAAGAGCAGCCAACAGGUUUUAUCCUUUAACAUGCGUUUCUGUUAUUCAUUUCAUUCAUCAAAAUAAUGACAAGAUUGAUCAAGAUCUGUUGAUAUUAAAUCGACUUACGUCCGUCAGAUAAUCACUGCAAUCUCUAUCAGCAGUAAUCUUUAACAAUUUAAUUUUGAUCUUCCAAUUCAAUGUUUCAUCUGACAACAUCAAAUUUCUUCCUGUCUUUACGUUUAAUCUAAUGAACAUCCUUUGGAUCAGCAGUAAACCAUAUUUGAGAAGACGCCACACUUUGAAAGGAUGAAAUUUAAUUGUACAAAAAUCAAUAUUUUAAAUAUGACAAAAUAUGUAAAUGUAAUUAAAAUUAACUUUUAAGUUGAA
This is a messenger RNA of Tetranychus urticae (two-spotted spider mite), 6489 nucleotides long. RefSeq names its product epidermal growth factor receptor (gene Egfr). Gene Ontology annotation, biological process: protein phosphorylation; positive regulation of kinase activity; negative regulation of apoptotic process. Lineage: Eukaryota; Metazoa; Arthropoda; Arachnida; Trombidiformes; Tetranychidae. Gene Ontology annotation, cellular component: signaling receptor complex; plasma membrane; basal plasma membrane. Gene Ontology annotation, molecular function: transmembrane receptor protein tyrosine kinase activity; ATP binding. The record is from RefSeq and is a predicted model, not a curated record.